Xyrichtys novacula (pearly razorfish) is the source of this 650-nucleotide messenger RNA. The record is from the annotation of a GenBank genome assembly. Lineage: Eukaryota; Metazoa; Chordata; Actinopteri; Labriformes; Labridae.
AUGGGAAAUACCGGCUCUGUGCAUGAUGCCCUGGUCCUUCGGAGGUCACCCAUGUAUAAAGAGUACCUUUAUCCACCCGCUGGCUACGCCCUUCUUGGGGAUGGAGGGUACCCAUGCCUGCGGCAUCCAGUCACCAUCAUAAUGCCAUACCGCCAUCCCUUAGCAGGUAAGAAAAGACUGAGGAAAAUGUUUAUUACAUCACAUAGCAGUUGUUUCUAUGCAUUUGCAUUCUGGGAUUUCUAUCAGAUUGAAACAUUAACAUGAGAAGUACUCAUCUGUAUCUUUCACAAUUAGGCCGCGUUGAGGAACGCUUCAACCAGCAUCACACCAGGGCCAGGAAUGUGGUGGAGCGAGCCUUUGGCAUGUUGAAGACCCGCUGGAGAGCCAUAUUCUUACGGGCUUUGGAGAUUCGGGCUGUUUUUGCCCCAAAGGUGGUCACAGCCUGCUGCAUCCUCCACAACCUCUGCCUGGCCACAGGCGAUAUCCCAGAGGAGGAACAUCAUGAAGAUGAUGGGGGGGGGGGGGUGUCAGGAAAACAGCACAACCGAAAACACUACAGAGCACUCCAGUGUCAACCUUCGUGCCAGACUGGCUGCACAGAUGUCCGCUCCCAACAGAGAGCUGCCUGCACAUUUAGUUUAGAUAUGUAA